UCCUGCUGAGCUUACUGCUGCACUACGAAAUUUGACCUACAUUUUGACCCCCUACUCUAAGUCCUCUGGACUCUACCCUGUUGGGCAUCCUGAAUCAAUAAAAACUUAAACCUGAUUCUACAUUUAAACAUUCCUAUUUACUUGUUGCAGGGACAUUACUGUUUAACAGUCUACACUGAGUGAUAACAGAAUACAAGCCACAUUGACAUUCUCUGCGUUAGAAUUUUACUGAAUGAAACAUGAAUUCUGUAAAAUGACUUCUCUGUAUUUUGCCUUUCUUCAAUACAUUCUCUGUGUAGGAAUUCUAAUGUGAAUUGUAUUGUGAAAAAGGCACAGAAAUGAAGCGCAGGAUGGAAGAGAGAACAAGCACGACUUGCUAAGAUGGAACAAUUCUGCAGGAAUGAGGAGGAGGAUAAGGAAGGAAUCCACCCGGAAUGAUGCGAGGCGGCGAUGUUUGUUCCUCUCGAUCCAGGACAGGAUAAGUUGCAAGCACGCAAGCACUCGUGGAUAUGAGAGAUAGCUCGUCACAAUUUGCGGCAGGAUGAGCUCGAAGGAUCACUCAUGCGGCUACGAUGCCAUGGAUUCCCUUUGUAUUGUUGGUCUUUUCCUCACCUUGUACAGAUUGAGAUGUUACAAUGCCUGAUUGCUCCAAAAUAGCGAGCCUGCCACGUCGAGGUAGUGCUUCGAUUGCAGGCUUAAACCCCUGCGAUCGGGAUGGAUUCAUGUCUUCGAUGAGUUGCGAUCCUCUGUCGUGUUUGGGCUGUGUCGCGUUUGCUUGUGAAACGUGUCCCAAUGUGAAUCCACUCUGGUCGUUUGCUUAGUGAAUCGUGGACGUCGGUGUGAGCUGGGAGAUCAUCUGAGAUUUGUUUUGUUAUGGGGAGCCCCGAAUCUUCGACGUCCAGGGGCGGCACCGCCAUCCCCUCGUAUGUGAUGGCGAUGUCGGGGUCCUUGGGUGGAUUGGUGGAAGCGUGUUGCUUGCAACCCAUCGACGUGAUCAAAACGCGCUUGCAGCUCGACUCUCGGGCCCGUCGCGAGUACCGAGGCAUCCGGCACUGCGGCUCCACGAUCGUCCAGCAGGAGGGUAUGCGUGCGCUGUGGAAGGGCCUGACUCCGUUUGCCACGCAUCUUACCUUGAAGUAUACUCUCCGAAUGGGCUCCAACGCGCUCUUUCAAUCUGCCUUAGCAGAUGCGCAGACGGGCAAACUUAGCGUGACUGCACGACUUGCAGCAGGCUUCGGCGCGGGCGUUCUGGAGGCCGUUGCAAUCGUCACCCCAUUCGAGGUUGUGAAAAUUCGGCUACAGCAGCAGAGAAAUGUCGUUCGUGAGCUGGUGAAGUAUCAGGGUCCCGUGCAUUGCGCGGCGACCAUCGCACGCGAGGAGGGACUCCGAGGGCUGUGGGCCGGCGUUGCACCCACCAUUUUACGCAAUGGCACCAACCAGGCCGUCAUGUUUUCGGCGAAAAAUUACUGCGACAAGCUCUUGUGGAAGAAACACGACGGGGAUGCUGUCACGCUCCUGCCAUGGCAAUCCAUGGUGUCUGGCUUUUUGGCAGGUUUUGCUGGACCUAUCGCGACGGGACCAUUCGACGUCGUGAAGACACGCCUGAUGGCACAGACUCGAGGUCUGCGAGGUGGCGACGCACAAUACCGAGGAAUGAUGCACGCGAUCACUCGGAUAUACGCUGACGAAGGAUUGUUUGCUUUGUGGAAGGGUUUGCUACCGCGUCUGAUGCGCAUUCCCCCAGGUCAAGCAAUCAUGUGGGCAGUCGCAGAUCAGGUCACGGGUCUUUACAACCGCAGGAUUGAGAUGUCUGAGUCGAAAGCCCUAUCGCACUCAAGCAGCGUGUACUUGUGAUUUGAAACGAGUCCAUUGACAUGCGACGAUGCAUUAUCCUGCUGCGCAACAUUCCGAACCCCACACGUAGUCUGUGCAGAAUUGAAGAAAGCCCGUCGUCAAUGGUGGAAGAUCAAAUCGAUGAAGGCUUCGGUUUCUGCAUUCAUAAUCCAAGCAUGAAUCUCUUAGCGCUGAUCGAAAAAACAAAACACAAAACACAAAACAAAUCACUUCAUGUGCGAAUGAAAAGCCCGAGAUCAUGCACGAGGGCAUCUGAACUAGUGACGAUCGAUCAGAGAAAAGUCAAUUAUGAUAGGAAACUUUUUCACAAUUUGUGGACUUCCUCCACGAAUGGCGUGGAGCAUUUCUAGGAGAUGCAUUGGAAAUGGAUCCCAGUGAUUUAAAAAAAAAAAAAAAAAAAAAAAAAUCAUGCAAGCAACUUAGUUCAGAGCAACCAUGGUUUCAAUAUUGCAACAGAUGGAAUCAUGUAGCCACCAGGUUUUGCAUACGAUUUAAUCAAGUAGAAAGAGUGAUAUAUCAUUAUGAUAGUGCAAAUUAGAACAUGAAAAUAUCCCAAGAGGGUUGGCAUUAUGCAAUUUUGUU
Messenger RNA from Physcomitrium patens, 2436 nucleotides. Its product is annotated as mitochondrial succinate-fumarate transporter 1. Gene Ontology annotation, molecular function: succinate:fumarate antiporter activity. NCBI's taxonomy places the organism in Eukaryota, Viridiplantae, Streptophyta, Bryopsida, Funariales, Funariaceae. Gene Ontology annotation, biological process: succinate transport; fumarate transport. Gene Ontology annotation, cellular component: mitochondrion. The record is from RefSeq and is a predicted model, not a curated record.